CAUACCCAACGGUCGAUUAUUGUUGUUCUAGUCCGUUACGUGCAUUUCUUAUGGGCCUUUGAAAAGCUGUCCUUACUGUAUAAUAUUCUGUGCCUCGGCCUCAACCGUCAUUUAAUUUAAACCAGAGAACACAUUUAAACUAUGACGUCCUGUGCUAUGACCCUUCUCUUUCUUUGGUAAUAAUUUUGUGAAACGAGAACAAUCACCCACUUAUCCGCCUCGAAUUGUAUUUUUCAAAAAAUCACGUCCUUUUUGACUUAAAAAGUUAGGUUAGAAUUCUGGUCAGAUGGUCAAAAUUUCUAAACUGACACUCUUUGACGAUUAUCUCUGGAGAUUUAGGCAAGCAAAAUGUUGUAUACUUUGGAGUAUACUGAAUCUCUUCGAACAUGGAGAAGAUCUUCAUGGAAAAACGUCCACAACUGUAAACUGUGUCCCUAUUUUACAACAUCGCUUUUCUUAAUGGUCAACCACGUGCGACGGCACCGUUCAUCACAGAAAAAAUAUACGUGCGAAAAGGCGGAAAUUGAAGUGUAUUAUUGUAAAGACUGCGAUUUUAAAACGGAACUAACGAUUUUGUUCAAACAACACAUUAAUAAAAAUCACGGUGUUAAAGUCGAAUCUAGAGACGAUUUAUCACUGCAGGAUUUCAGUGUGCAGAAGUACGUUUGCGAAAAGUGCGAUUUUGAAACAAAUCUGUCGUUGAAGUGGCUUCAACAUGCUUCAGAAUGCACGGGAAAAAAAGAAAAUCUCAAAAGUGUGAGUUCUGUGAAAGAGAAUAUGACAGAUAUUUUCUAUUUCAAGAAAAUUGAUGGAGAAGGUUGGUAUUGCUGUGCGCUAUGUUCCUACACAGUUAGAAAUGAAGCUAUUUUAAAAUGCCAUAUGGAAAAACAUUUAAACAAACGAUAUGCGUGUCAUAAGUGUCCAUUAAAAUACGAAUCGAAAAGAACUUUAAGAAAUCACAUAAAACGAAACCACUUAGAUGAACAUGAUCUUGAAUGGCACAGAUGUGAAAAAUGUCCUUACAAAUCUGUAAUAAAAAGUAAUUUAACUAGGCACAUAAACAACUUACACUUGAAAGAAGAAGAAGGUAUAUGGUACCAAUGCAGUGAGUGUCCAUAUAAAUGUAGGACGAAAUCUUAUUUACAGACUCACGUGACUUUAAAACAUCUAAAUGAAGAAAAAAUUACGUGGUAUAAAUGCGAACAGUGCGAAUUUAAAAGUAAGCAUAAAUCAUCUUUAAAAAAUCACAUAAAUAUCCAUUUAAAGAAACAAAACGGGAAUGGGCAUAAGUGUGAAAAUACUGAAGAAUGCAAUCAGUGUCUGUUCAACAAAAAUAAGCGCUAUGAAUGUAAAUAUUGCCCAUUCAAAACUAAAUGGGGGUCCAAUUUAAAGAAACAUGUAAUUACUCUACAUUUGGAUGAUAAAGAAGCUAAAUGGCACCAAUGUGACAAAUGUCCAUACAGAUGCAAAUUUAUUUCAGAAUUAAAUAAACACAGAGAUGUUAAUCAUUCAGAAGAACCAAAAUGGUAUGAAUGUGCCAAGUGUUCGUAUAAAACGAAAGUAAAAAGCAGUUUAAUACAGCAUGUACAGGUUCAUUUUGAUACUAAACCAUAUAAGUGCAAAUAUUGUCCAUAUAAAGCGAGACGUGCUCCUAAUUUAAACACUCAUAUAACUCACCGCCACACAAAUCAGAUCAAUCCCGACGGUACGGAUGUUAAAUGGUACGAGUGUGAACAGUGUCCUUUUAAAGCUAUAAAAAAAUAUUCUUUGAAAACUCACAUAGACAACUUACACUUGAAUGAAGAAGAGAUCAAAUGGCACCAGUGUAAUGAGUGUCCAUUUAAGGCGAAAAAUGCGUAUCGUUUAAAACGUCAUGUAAUUUCUAGACAUUUGAAUGAAGAAAAAAUCAAGUGGUACGAGUGCGAAUAUUGUCCACAUAAGACGAAACUCAAGACCUAUUUAACGUCUCAUAUGAAUAAAUGCCAUUUUGAAAAAACGAAAGUUGAAUGAUACAAAUGCGAUCAGUGUCUUUACAAAAAUAAAAUUUAAUCAUUUUUAUAAACACAAAGAAAACUACAUAAAGACAAUUCAAUUUUAAUUUUAAGUUUUUAUGUAAGUAAAAUAAAUGUUUUAUUUUCUA
Molecule: messenger RNA, 2140 nt
Organism: Zophobas morio
Lineage: Eukaryota; Metazoa; Arthropoda; Insecta; Coleoptera; Tenebrionidae
Product: zinc finger protein ZFAT-like
Exons: 2
Coding region: 349-2010 (553 amino acids)
Biological process (GO): regulation of transcription by RNA polymerase II
Cellular component (GO): chromosome
Molecular function (GO): chromatin insulator sequence binding
Source: RefSeq, a predicted model, not a curated record